Macroventuria anomochaeta is the source of this 231-nucleotide messenger RNA. Its product is annotated as ankyrin. The annotation marks the transcript as partial. The transcript has a single exon. Lineage: Eukaryota; Fungi; Ascomycota; Dothideomycetes; Pleosporales; Didymellaceae. Gene Ontology annotation, molecular function: protein binding. The record is from RefSeq and is a predicted model, not a curated record.
GGAGGCCACGAGCAGGUAGUCAAGAUGCUGCUCGACAAAGGCGCCGACGUCAACGCGAAGGGUGGAGAGUACAGCAACGCACUGCAGGCAGCUUCAGAGAGAGGAAACGAGCAGGUGAUCAAGCUGCUGCUCGACAAAGGCGCCAACAUCAACGCGCUGGGUAGACGCUACGGCAACGCACUGCAGGCAGCUUCAGAGAGAGGCCAUGAACAGGUGGUCAAGCUGUUGCUC